AUGGAAAACCUAAUUAGGAGUGUGAUUCAAUCCACUCAAAGAAUUCAAGUUCCUGUUGAACCUGAUAUUCAAGAUGCAACAAUGGAGGACUUUCUCAACAAUUGCAUCGAAAACAAUGCUUUGGCACAGUACGUGAAGAAGAGGAGGCAAUGGAAGCUGAAGAACAACAUAUUAUUUUUGAUUCUGAAGUUAUGUAAAUGUGUUGGUUUGCCUGAAGUAUUGGUGUUUGAAAAAGUUACAGAUAUCAAAGUUAAAGUUGAGGUUUUCAGAGUAAAAGUUGAGUAUGUAAAAUUAAUUGCAAUAACAGAACCGGAUCAAGAUAUUGUUGGAACACUGAUGGGAUACACUGCCGAAACAGUGGAGGAACUUCUAGGUUUCUACGAAAAACAUGCUAGUGAGGUUGGAUUUUCCAUAAGGAAAGGAAACACGAGAUUCAAAGUUGGGACAAGAAUCGUGCUUGAAAAGACAUAUGUUUGUUCAGCAGCAGGAGUAACAAACAAUGGAAAGAACAAAAAGAAAAAAGUGCAAACAGUUGUUCCUGUAGUGCCCAAAAAAGAGAGAAAACCAAGGCAAGUUUCGAUCACGAGAACUCAAUGUAGGGCUUGCUUGAGAGUGAAAAUGAAUUCUGAAGGCAGAUAUGAGGUUGUUAAUCACGUGAUAAUACACAACCAUGAUUUAACUAGAAGUCAAUGGCACUACUUGCAUAGAUCUGAAAGGCAAAUAACGGAAGAGAAGAGGGAGGCAAUUGAAACUAUGCAAAAAUCUGGUACUCAUGCAACAACAACAAGUGAUACAAGUGUACAACAAGCAACAAGUUCUGAACCUGCAACAAACACAGCAACUGAACCUCCUAUGGUGUUGGAUCCUGAACGUUGCACAACAAAAGGAAGGAACAAAAGACCACGAGGACCGUUUGUCAAAAAGAAGAAGGGAAAAACUGCAGCGCCUCCAACAGCAGACUUUGGAACAAUAACUCCAAAUUUGAGAUUAUUUUGA
Molecule: messenger RNA, 996 nt
Organism: Spinacia oleracea (spinach)
Lineage: Eukaryota; Viridiplantae; Streptophyta; Magnoliopsida; Caryophyllales; Amaranthaceae
Product: protein FAR-RED ELONGATED HYPOCOTYL 3-like
Exons: 4
Coding region: 1-996 (331 amino acids)
Source: RefSeq, a predicted model, not a curated record